UACACGCGAAAAAUCAUUAAGUUUGUAUUUAAACGAGUAACGCGUUCAGCUACACGGAGCUUGCUUAAUAGGAGAUGAAAACAGACAAUUUUCAACAGCUGUGAAAUGCUGUUAGCGUCGUAGUAUUUGUCACGUUUUUUAUGCCGAAUUGAAAAUAUUACAUAGAGUGUUUUAUAAAACAAAACAACUAAAAACACUAAGCCAGCCAGUGAAGUUCAAGAAAGCUUUUCGAGUAUGGAUAGGGCAGAGAAAAAAGAGGAAAUCGUUGUUGGUUGUAUUCGACAUAUAGAAGAUGAUGAAUACGAAGAAUCAGUUGUGUCCUCGGAAGAACAGUUUGUUCCCGCCAUUGAGAACGAAAGCGACGAAGAUUAUGAUACGGAUUUAGAGGAAGAAACGAAACACGUUAAAAGGUAUGACCUUUCAGGGAAGCAGGUGUACCUUGAAGUUUGCAAAGAUCUAAAUAUCGUUCCGUGUUCGCCAUUUUUACGACAAGUUGAGAUAGAAGAUGUUAACAUCAGUCAUUAUAACGUCGGACCCGUUGGCUGCGAGGCGAUUGCGGUUGCAUUAAUGAAGAAUACAAACGUAUUAUCUCUUAAUCUUUCUGAUAAUGCGAUUGGAGGCGAAGGUGCCGUUUAUAUCGGGAAGUUAUUGACAGAGAACUGUUAUAUAUCUGCGUUGGAUGUAUCGCAGAAUGCUUUGGGAACACAAGGUGCUUAUGCCCUUUGCGAGAUGUUAAGAGAUAACACGGAUUUGGUUGAGCUUAACGCCGCUUCCAAUGAUUUCAAGGAAAAGGAUUUUGAGCCGUUUGUCGAAGCGCUAAGGGAAAACUUUACUUUGAAGAUCUUAAACCUAAGUGGAAAUUCAUUUGACUCUCUGGCGGGAAUGCUGAUGGGGCCCGCGAUCCGUGAUAAUGUUGGUCUUGAAGUACUCGAUUUAAGCUGGAACAACAUCCGUAGUCGAGGUGCCGAGAUGCUAGGAGAUGCACUAAGAGAGAACUGCUCCUUGAAGGUGCUCGAUCUUUCCUGGAAUGGUUUUGGCGAUGAAGGUGCGAAAUCAUUGUGCGAAGCUUUGAUGGUCAAUGAUACAUUGGAAGAGCUGGAUCUGACGAGCAACAGAUUAACAAUCCGUGGAGCGAAGGAGAUCGUGAGGAUGCUUUCUGCUAAUACUUCUCUUCAAGUUCUGAGGUUAGGGAAGAAUACAUUCCGAUGGAAUAUGGCGUUGGAUAUAGUGAAGGCAGCUGUGGCGAACGAAGAAGGACAAGCACGGGAGUUCUAUUUUGAUGAUAUGCCGGUAAUUGCGGAGUUUGAGGACGCUCUUCAGGAGAUCAUGGCUUCGUGCCCGGAUUUGAUGGUUCAGUGUGGGACGAAAUUGAGAGGAAAAGAUAGAGCGAAGAGAGGAAAGAAGAAAAGGGACUUGCUCAACCUGCUUCUUGAAUACAUUGAGAUGCGUGGUAUGCGCAUGAUCGAUAUGUUUAAAUUGAUGGACAGGGACAAUAACAAUCGCGUCACUCAUGACGAAAUCAUCGCCGGUCUGAAGCGAACCGGCCUUCCGAUGACUAACGACGAAAUCCGACGACUGAUUACGUUAAUGGACCGAAACGAUGACGGAGCGAUAAGUUACCGAGAGUUUUUAGCGUUACGAAAGAAAAAGGUUUUUAACGAUUUUCACGCUCGCAGCAAGAAGAUAAAAACGAACGAUGCUGUUUUAAAACGAAAAAUCAGUUACCUGAAGAAAUAGUGGAGGAAAUAUCUUUACCUGUUUACAAUCUUUCCGCUUAGAUCAGUCUAAUACCUCCCAGUAAUAUUUAGGAAAGAACAUUAGUUAC
Messenger RNA from Dendronephthya gigantea, 1825 nucleotides. RefSeq names its product leucine-rich repeat-containing protein 74B-like. Gene Ontology annotation, molecular function: calcium ion binding; protein binding. The record is from RefSeq and is a predicted model, not a curated record. NCBI's taxonomy places the organism in Eukaryota, Metazoa, Cnidaria, Anthozoa, Malacalcyonacea, Nephtheidae. The transcript has 2 exons. Bases 235 to 1737 code for a protein of 500 amino acids.